AUGUCGCAUAACCCGUAUGCCAGAUUUUUUAAAUCUCUGAGGGAUAUUAAUGUCUCGACUGAAACUGUGAUUACCCUCAACAAAUACCCUACUUUGGAUCAGCGGGUGUACAAUGCUCCGACAUCUGACGAGGUGGCUGCUAUAUGGACUGAUGCCAGUGCAUCCCAUGAACAAAGUACUCCUCACAUCACAGUGUACGGGAAAUCUACUGAGAGCCACCGUAUAAUGCAUUAUUAUGGCUGCUAUGACCCUCUGCAGUACCCUUUAUUAUUCCCUCGUGGUGAUUGUGGUUGGCACCAUGGCCUUCUAAAAAUGUCUUCUUGUGGGCAGAUUCAUGAUCAGAGCUUUGUAGCCACAGUCGCUGCAGAUGGGGAUGAUGAUGCUGCUGCUGCUGCAUUGCUGCAAGGAGAUGAUCCAUCUGCUACUAAUGGCAAACGGGGUAGGUUUAUUUCUGCUAGGGAGUAUUAUGCCUAUCGUUUCCAAAUACGGAUUGAAAUCAAAGCAGGACUUGCUCCCGGUGAAAAGGCUCAAGACCGGCCUGAUUUAGUUGCGCGUGUUUUCAGGGCAAAACUUAUUGCACUGAAAAAGAAGAUUACAGAAGAAAAUGUCUUUGGUGAAGUGGCCACUUUCAUUUAUGUUGUGGAGUUUCAGAAGCGUGGCCUUCCACAUGUACAUAUGCUGAUUAUACUGAAACAAGGGUAUAAAAUCAAGGAACCAGCCUUGUAUGACAAGUUUACUUGUGCUGAGAUUCCUAGCAGUGACAACCCUCACUUGCGUAAAAUUGUUCUUCGCCAUAUGAUGCAUGGCCCUUGUGGUAAGGACGAUCCUAGCCGCUCCUGCAUGAACAAGAAAGGGUUUGAAGGAAAGUGUAAAUAUGGUUACCCAAAAGCAUACAACGACACAACCACCAACAAUGAUAGUGGUUACCCUGCUUACCGCAGGCGCUUUACUGGUGAGUCUAUUCGAAUUAGGGGGAGAAGGCUAGACAACCAAUGGGUGAUCCCCUACAAUCCUUACUUGUCAGCGCUCUUUGAUUGCCAUCUUAAUGUGGAGAUUUGCUUCAUAAUUCAAGCUGUGAAGUAUUUGUAUAAAUAUGUCUACAAAGGGCAUGAUAGAUGUUCUUUCAGUGUAACAGAAACAAGCGUGAGGCAACCUGUUAAUGAGAUUAAACAAUUUCAGUCAGGUCGUUGGGUCUCUCCUUGUGAAGCUGCUUGGAGGAUCUUUUCAUUUGAUCUUUAUGAGAUGCAUCCGCCUGUACUGUUGCUGCAGGUGCACUUGCCAAACCAUCAUUCUGUUAGGUUUAAUGCUAUUGACCAACUAGAGGAUGUAGUUGCUGACAGUAGAAGGGCCAGAACGUCGUUAACUGAGUUUUUCAAAAUGAAUGCUGCAUUUCAAGACAAGCCAAAAUAUCUGUAUUCUGAAUUUUCUGAACAUAAUGUGUGGCAUCCUUCUUCUAAGACAUGGACAGAACGUUCCUUUGGUGUUGUCGUUAGCAGAUUAGCCUUUGUUUCUCCAUCUGAAGGGGAGAGAUAUUUUCUCCGUCUUCUCUUAACGCAUGUAAGGGGUCCCACAUCAUUUGAAGACCUGCGUACUGUUAAUGGGUUUCUCUGUGCUACAUUCCAAGAAGCUGCUGUUAAGUUGGGUCUACUUAGUGAAGAUGAUGCUGUGGAAAAGUGUAUGGAUGAAGCUGCUACUGCACAAAUGCCACGGGCACUACGAAGGCUAUUUGAACACUGCUUAUUUUUGGUAAUCCGCGUGAUCCUUUAG
This is a messenger RNA of Chenopodium quinoa (quinoa), 1767 nucleotides long. RefSeq lists its product as uncharacterized. Bases 1 to 1767 code for a protein of 588 amino acids. The record is from RefSeq and is a predicted model, not a curated record. NCBI's taxonomy places the organism in Eukaryota, Viridiplantae, Streptophyta, Magnoliopsida, Caryophyllales, Amaranthaceae. The transcript is spliced from 3 exons.